Messenger RNA from Babjeviella inositovora NRRL Y-12698, 1416 nucleotides. RefSeq names its product FAD-binding oxidoreductase. Bases 1 to 1416 code for a protein of 471 amino acids. The record is from RefSeq and is a predicted model, not a curated record. Gene Ontology annotation, molecular function: D-lactate dehydrogenase (cytochrome) activity; FAD binding; D-lactate dehydrogenase (NAD+) activity. NCBI's taxonomy places the organism in Eukaryota, Fungi, Ascomycota, Pichiomycetes, Serinales. Gene Ontology annotation, biological process: lactate catabolic process. The transcript has a single exon. Gene Ontology annotation, cellular component: mitochondrion.
AUGAAUGAGAUCAAGAAGAUCCUCCCCGAGGAUGCUGUUUCCAACUCUGACGAUGAAUUGGCAAGCCAUGCGGACACCUACUGGAACUCCCAUCACCCUACUUCCGAGCAAAGGGCAAAAUACGUGGUGUACCCCUCCACCACCGAGGAUGUCUCUAAAAUCAUGGUGCUCUGUAGGGAGCACAAGGUGCCGGUGGUGCCGAUGAACGGCGCCUCCUCGUUGGAAGGGCACUUCAUCCAGACAAGACAGGGUCUUGUAAUCGACCUAUCGCGUAUGAACAAAAUCAAACAGCUCAACAGAGACGAUUUGGAUGUGGUGGUUCAGGCCGGUGUCGCCUGGGAGGAUUUGCAGGAGUUUUUGGAACCCCACAACUUGAUGUUUGGCCCUGACCCCGGUCCGGGGGCGCAGAUUGGCGGGAUGGUGGCCACUUCGUGCUCCGGUACCAAUGCGUUCAGGUAUGGUACGAUGAAAGAAAACGUUGUGAACUUGACGGUGGUUUUGGCAGACGGUACCGUCAUCAAGACCAAGCAGAGAGCGAGAAAGUCCUCAGCGGGGUAUAACUUGACAGGUUUGUUCAUCGGCAGCGAAGGUACCUUGGGAGUUAUCACCGAAGCCACCUUAAAGCUCCAUGUAAAACCGUUGAAGCAAACAAUUGCGGUAGUUCCGUUCAACUCUAUCUACGACGCCACCAGCGCUGUGAAGGAUAUUUUGGAGCACGGGAUUCAGUUGGAUGCCAUGGAGCUCAUGGAUGGAAAGAUGAUGGAGUGUGUCAACGCUUCUGGCGAGACCGAAAAAGUCUGGACUGAGAAACCUACGUUGUUCUUCAAGAUCGGUGGUGCCUCUGAUACCAUUGUCAAAGAGUUGGUAAAAUCCGUGAAGGAAAUCACAGGUAAGCACGAAAGCUUGAAGUUUGAGUUUGCCAAGUCUGACGAUGAAAAGACGGAGUUGUGGAGUGCCAGAAAGGUUGCCUUGUGGUCCAGUAUCAACUACGGUAGAAAGGUGUUGGACGAGCCAGCGGCCCAGCUCUGGACUACGGACUAUGCAGUGCCCAUCUCUAAGCUCCCAUCAGUCAUCUCUGAAACCGUAAAGGACAUCGAAGACACCGGGUUGCGAUGCACAACGGUGGCCCACGCGGGUGAUGCCAACGUCCACCACUUUAUCGUGUACACCCCGGAGCAAAGAGAGGUAGCGAAGCAAGUUGUUGAAAGAAUGGUUAAGCGUGCCCUUGCGGCUGAGGGGACGUGUACUGGUGAGCAUGGCAUUGGCUACGGGAAGAGAGAUUAUUUGUUAUGGGAGGUCGGCCAGGAUACUGUCGACUUGAUGAGAAAGAUCAAGAUGGGCAUGGACUACUAUCGUAUAUUGAAUCCUGACAAGAUCUUCCAAGUCGAUCCAAGAGAAAAAACUGAAGAUCACUAA